Messenger RNA from Camelus dromedarius (Arabian camel), 2143 nucleotides. It is a transcript of the gene RAB36, whose product is annotated as RAB36, member RAS oncogene family. Bases 126 to 911 code for a protein of 261 amino acids. Gene Ontology annotation, molecular function: GTPase activity; GTP binding. The record is from RefSeq and is a predicted model, not a curated record. NCBI's taxonomy places the organism in Eukaryota, Metazoa, Chordata, Mammalia, Artiodactyla, Camelidae. Gene Ontology annotation, biological process: vesicle-mediated transport. The transcript is spliced from 11 exons.
GUCCUGGAUGCGUCAGGCGCCCGUCAGUCCCUCGUUGUGCUCGUUGCCAUGGUGAUCGCGCUGCGGGGGCCGCGGCAGGACGCAGUACCUGAAGCUGACGCAGCCGCUGCGGGACUUCUGGAAGGAUGAGGUCUUCACUGGUGCCUUUGGGGCCCCCUGUGAGCCAGGACCGCGUCAUUACCAGCUUCCCUAAGUGCUACACUCCCGCCGCCUGCCUGCAGCUCAGGGAGCACUUCCAUGGGCAGGUCAGCAUCGCCUGCCAGCGCAGGAGCACAGGGACCGUCGGGCUCAGACUCUCCAAGGUGGUUGUGGUCGGCGAUCUCUACGUGGGCAAGACCAGCCUCAUCCGCAGGUUCUGCAGGAACGUCUUCGACCGUAACUACAAGGCCACCAUUGGGGUGGACUUUGAGAUCGAGCGCUUUGAGGUUGCUGGGAUCCCCUACAGCCUCCAGAUCUGGGACACAGCAGGGCAGGAGAAGUUCAAGUGCAUCGCAUCUGCCUACUACCGGGGUGCGCAGGUGAUCAUCACGACCUUUGACCUCACGGACCUGCAGACUCUGGAUCAUACCAGGCAAUGGCUGGAGGAUGCACUGCAGGAGAAUGAGCCGGGCACCUGCUUCCUGUUCCUUGUGGGGACCAAGAAGGACCUUCUGUCAGGGGCGGCAUGUGAGCAGGCGGAGGUAGAGGCUGUGCGCCUGGCCAACGAGAUGGAGGCUGAGUAUUGGUCAGUGUCCGCCAAGACCGGGGAGAAUGUGAAGGCGUUCUUCAGCCGCGUGGCCGCCCUGGCCUUUGAGCGCUCGGUGCUGCAGGACCUGGAGCGGAGGAGCAGCGCCUGGCCGCAGGUCGGCAACGGGGACCUCAUCCGUACGUGCAGGAAUGGAGGGACAUCCACCCGAGACCCAGGACAGUGAGAGGCCCUCCAGCCUGGGUUGCUGUUAGCCGAGCCUGCAUCAGAGGCCUCUGUCCCUGAUCCCGCGAGGGCAGUGCCUCCUGUGGCGUGGAGGGUGGCGCGGCCGUGCUGAGCCCCAGGGCUCUGCCUCUCCUCUCUAGCGGGUCCAGAGCCAGAAGAGGCCCCACUGGCCGCCCCAGGGCCCACGCUGCCCAGCUGGUGGGGGCACUGCGGUGAUCAUGUGGAAGUCUGGUCACACACAUGGAGCCACCCGGCAGUUCCCCCAGCCCGGAGGGGCCUCACGGCCGCAGACACAAACACGGGCCCCCAGAGCCCACGGUCCUCUUGGGCCCUCUGCCCCAGCCUUCCUGGUUGACCUCGGAAUCUUCCUCCUCUCAAUGGUCCAGGCAAGCAGGACUUGUCGAAGUCAGCACAUGAGGGUAAAUCCACCUGCCAUCCUGGUCUGGAUUUUUCUGUCAGCAGCAGGACUGGCCAUUCUGGACCUUUCCGGCCGAGGGGCCAUCUUUGGCUCCUCCGUAAUCUGUGGCAUCCUGCCCUCCUGGUUAGUGGGCGAGGAGGGGCAGAACAGGCCACCCGUGCCCAUCUGGCCCUGAGACACAAGGUUCCCCAGCCCAGCUGCGCCUGGGUAGCUCGCUGCUACACCCUGGAGCGGGGCACUGCCGGCUCUGCCCCCAGCAGCUGUCACCUGGACUCUGCGGGGCCACCCCUCUCCGGACCCUUGUGAUGGGGUCCACGCGUCCUGGGACACUGGAGGCCCUCCAGCACCUGGCAAGUGGGUUCCCUGUCUCCAUCUCCUCCCUGUACACCCAGAACAGGCAAGCACAGCCCAGGCCCCCUCCCCAGCUCCUGCCAGAGUACCCGGCCUUCUCCUGUCCUCACACUGCUCCCCCACGGGGGCCUCUUGCCCCCCACCUACCCCGCAUGCCCCAGCCCUGGGUGUGUGCCCCUUCCCGCCCUCAUCAGCCACAGGUGGGUGGUUCAGCCGGCGUCUCGCUUGCUUCUUGGAGAUGGUGAGCAUUCCUGGGGCAACCGUGUGGGCGGCACCAUCUCCCAGUGCCCCCAACAGUGCCGGGCACACCACAGGUGCCCAGUGGGUGCCCACCUGCUCACAGCGAUCGCCAGACAGUGGCCAGGGAGACACGGCUUUCUCUGUCCAUUCCCCCGUCACCAGAUUUUGAGCUCUCCUUUUUUAUAGACAUAAGGUACUUCUUUAUAUAAAUCACUCUCAAAGGA